This is a messenger RNA of Diachasma alloeum, 1019 nucleotides long. RefSeq names its product peptide deformylase, mitochondrial. The record is from RefSeq and is a predicted model, not a curated record. The transcript is spliced from 3 exons. Lineage: Eukaryota; Metazoa; Arthropoda; Insecta; Hymenoptera; Braconidae. Gene Ontology annotation, cellular component: mitochondrion. Bases 151 to 894 code for a protein of 247 amino acids. Gene Ontology annotation, molecular function: peptide deformylase activity. Gene Ontology annotation, biological process: N-terminal protein amino acid modification; peptidyl-methionine modification.
UGCUCCAUGUCGUCUGCAGAUGGCGUCACUUGCUGCAAAUUCGAAUCCUAACCUCCAUAGGUUUGCAUUGAACUGCUCACGACAGUUAAUCAAUAAUAAACAAAAUAAACAAUCAGUCAAAGUGAUCGUAAUAGAUAUCACAGUGAAGUAAUGUUGAAAAAAGUGCUUUCCUCGUGUUUCUCCCCGUACCAUCCAUCACGAUUUCUGAUUAUAAAACGCGGAAAUGCAUUCUUUGAUUAUUUUCAAUCCUCACCACCCCCUACCCCCCCUUACGGCCACGUGUGUCAGAUAGGCGAUCCGACGUUGCGCGGUCAGGCUGAACCCGUGGAGCCGGAAAUCGUGGCAACAGUGGAUUUCAAAAAAUUUGUUGACCAUUUAAUCUCCACAAUGCGGAUAUACGAGGCGUACGGUCUUUCAGCUCCGCAGAUCGGCGUUUCCGCCCAAGUAUUUGUGAUAGAAACGACCCCAAAACAGGUAGAAGAGUGCAUAGUGACGAAAAGCGCGGGCCAGCCUGUGGAAGUUGUCCCUUUGACAGUAUUCAUAAACCCAAAGAUGAAAAUACUCGAUUAUCACACAAAUUCAUAUCCCGAGGCUUGCGCCAGUGUUUUCGGCUACAUUGCGCACGUGCCUCGUGCAAAAAGUGUUCAAAUUGAGGCUUUUGAUGUUACGGGGAAGAAGUUCAAGUGGAAAGCGGAGGGAUGGCCGGCGAAAGUUGCUCAACAUGAGAUGGAUCAUUUGCAAGGAAAACUGUUCACCGACAAAAUGGACCCGCAGACACUCUCCUGUGCCAUUUGGAGUAUUGUUAAUCUUAGAAGGGGCAAAGUUGCCAUUAAAUUCUUCCCUGAUCCAGGACGAUGGAUUCGUUUCAAGAGAAUGUUCUCGUGGAGCGGUUGAAGAUGUCUGAAAUGAGCUGAUGAAACGUAACAAAUGCAAUUUGAAGUUGUUGUUAAUUGUGCAUUUAUUUCCGAAACAAUUUGAUUCUGUUACGUUUGACCACUUGACACCUUGACUGAUUUCAU